AUCCAGUCUGUUUGAAACUUUAUUAAACUUACUUCAAUCGGGACACUUCUCUCUCAGCCAUCAUAAUGAAAUUCGUUGCAAUCACACUUUUCGCUCUUAUCGCGGCCGUUUAUUCAGCACCAGUUCAAGUUUCCGACAAUAAUGUUGGAGAUAUCGUCACUGUUGGAAUCAACGCAAAUGCAAAAAUUAAGAGCGACAUCAAUCAAGACAUCUUCAGUGUUAUCGCUGCUUUCAAAAAUUAUCAAUCAAUAAGACUUGGAGGUAGUGGAAUUCUCUCUGCACCUGCUGCUGGUGCACAAGGACAACCCGAUUUUGAAAUCACACCAGAAAUGAUCGAACAAUUUAAAACUUUGAUAUUCUUCAAGAUGGCAGAAGAGGUUGCAGAAACAUCUUUAGAAGUGACAUCACUUGAAAAUGAAGAGCAAGAACGUGCUGAACUUCAAAGAUACGUCGAUGAAUUAAACGAGAAAAUCAAACAAAAAAGUGAAAUGCGCGAAAAGAACUUGAAUCGUCAAUUGCCACCAGAAUCUUAUUUUACUAAACUUGAUUCAAGUUUAAAGAAGAACACUGCGUUUGUUAAAAAGCUCAAGCAAUUCACAGCCGCUCAAUUAGAUUCUCUACUCAAAGAUAUGACAACGCUGAAUCUUUCAAAAUACAUCAGCGAAGUUUCGCAAGCGAUUGUUGAAGCAAAGUUAAAAAUGACAGAUAUUCCAGCGGUUUUAACUUUAUGUUCUAAACUUCAUACGGUUUAUGGAGAAUUUUCACAACAUUUCUUCGAAAAUUGGCAAAAAAUGCUGACGAUUAAACACGGAGAAAAAGUUCAGAAUGCAAGUAAGCUUCGUGUUGAUUUAAGAUUAUAUUGUGAGCUGCUCAGUAUUGGAAUAUUUCCAAACAAACUUGGACUUCCACUUCUCGGUUCGAUUCUCACAAAUUUGAUUGCGCAAGAUAAAGAAGAGCACAGUAAUCUGUCGAUUAUUCUUUCAUUUUGUAAGCAUGUUGGUGAAGAAUAUGCUGGACUUACAUCACGUCGAAUUCUUCUUCUUGCAAAGAAAUUUGAAGUUCAACUUCCAGCCUCGACACUUCUUACAGCUGAAAAGCAACACAAUGUCAGGAAUUUAUUACGUGAUUAUCAUCAGACUGUUUGUAAACAUUUGAAACAUGAACAUAAAGAACUUCAAUCAGCUGAACAAUCGAAACGACGUGCAAUGGAAUCUCAUGGUGAAAUUUCCAACAGGAAACGAGAACAACUCGAAAUGAUGACAUCAAAUUAUGACAAACUUCUGCAAUCAACAAUAACACUCAGUGAUAUACUUAACGAAAAUAUGCCGGAAUUACCAAAGGAAGAAACAACAACGAGUGAGGGAAAUGUCAUUGAAGGUUUUGAAGAUUCUUCAGAUGUUCAACUCGAUCCUUGGGGUGAUGAAGACACGAAAUCAUUUUAUGUUGACUUACCAGACCUUCGUCAGUUCCUUCCAAAUUAUCAUGGCCGUAAAGAACCUUCUGAGCCAUUACCAGAAGUUGAACAAGUGACUGAAGAAGCGCUUGAUGAUGAAACUGUCGCUGAACCCGAAUUGAAUGUUGAAGAACAAGAAAUCAUGAAAGAAAUUGAAGAAGAAGAAUCAAAGCCCGAUGAAAAAAGUUUAAUUGACAAGGGAACUGAUGAAGGUGAAGAAGAUGAAACAUCGGCCGAAAUCGGUGACAGUGACAAGCCAUCAAUGCCUGAAAAAACUCAAAUUCUCGGCUUACAACAACUCAGAACUUUCCUUGCAAAUCUUUUGCAUUGCGUUAAUCGUGAACAGAUAGAUUCAGCUGCCAUUGAGUUCUUACUCAAUUUCAAUAACAAACCAAAUCGAAAGAGACUUGUCAAAGCUCUUUUUGGUGUUCAUCGAACACGAUUAGAUUUACUGCCAUUUUUUGCACGAUUCUGUGCAAUUGUAAAUCUCGUCUCACCUGAUGUUGCUUUGGAAUUAUCAAAAUUACUUAAAGUCGACUUCAAAUUUCAUGUUAAGAAGCGAGAUCAAUUAAAUAUUGAAUCAAAAAUUAAAGUCGUUCGUUAUAUUGGCGAAAUGGUGAAGUUUACACUGUACUCAAGACUCGAAGGUUUGAUGUGUCUUAAAUAUCUGUUAAGCAACUUUCAACAUCAUCACAUUGAGAUGACUUGUGCAUUCUUGGAAGUUUGUGGAAUGUAUUUGUAUAAUUGCAAAGAUUCGCGAUUAAGAACGAGUGUUUACCUUGAACAGAUGAUGAGACUUAAGAAAGCCAUGACAUUGGACACGAGACAUUCAACACAAAUCGAAAAUUGUUAUUACCUUGUAAAGCCACCAGAAGGUGGAAUGCAAGUAAGAAGAAAAAUUCGAACACCGAUGCAAAUGUACAUUCGCUAUUUAAUUUUUCAAGAGCUUCAUAAAGGGCAUGUUGAGAAGAUUGUUAAAUAUGUUCGUCGACUUGAUUGGGAUGAUCCAGAAAUAUCUGAAUACGUCAUAAAAUGUUUAACGAAAGCUUACAAAUUUCGAUGGCAUUUAAUUCGUCCACUUGCUGACUUUGUUAGUGCUUUAAGUUCAUAUCAAGAACGUGCAGUGAUGAGAGUCAUUGAUGGUGUGUUUGAGGAUAUCAGAGCGGGAUUAGAAAUUCAUUCGCCAAAACUUGCACAACGACGCAUUGCAAUGACGAAAUAUCUCGGCGAACUUUAUCUUUAUCGUUUAAUUGACUCGAAAUUCCUCUUCAACACUUUAUACAGCAUAAUUUGUUAUGGUGUCUCAUGGAAUCAUGAAAUUUCAUCACCAGUUGAUCCACCCGAAUCAAUGUUUCGACUUAAACUUGCUUGCACAUUACUCGACACUUGUGGAUCGUAUUUUCAAGGUUCAACCAGCAAGAAAAGACUUAAUUAUUAUCUGGUUUUCCUUCAAGGAUAUUAUUGGUUUAAGAAAAGUCAUCCAGUUUUUGUAUCCACUGCUGAAUCUGGCAAUUUAUUUCCACAUCUUAUCGAACACAUGUACAAGGAAUGUCUUCAUAAUCUUCGACCAAAAAUGAAACUCUUUAAAUCUUACGAAGAAGCGCAAGAAGAAGUUGAGAAGUUGAGACUGGAACAUUUCCCAAAUGCUGGUGGAGAGCAAGGCGAUGGCGAUGGAAGAUCACUUGGCACAAUUAAUGAGAAUGAAAGUGAUUACACGUCAGAAGCUCUUGUCGAGUCAGAUGAUGACAUACAAAUAGGAAAAUCUGAGAUUGAUGACGAUGAUGACAAUGAUGGUGAUGAUAAUGAGAAUGAUGACGAUGACGAUGAAGAAUUCAAUGAAGAUGAAGAUGAAGAUGAUGACGAGGUUGAAGAUGAAAAGUCACAAGAACAGAAAGAACCAGAAAAAAGUGAAGAAGAUUUGCAAUUCGAAGCAAUGUUUGAGAAGAUGGCAGCAGAUUCUUAUCAUGAAAGAAUAAAAGAGACAAGCAAAGUUAAUACACGUGACAUUCCCGUACCGAUGACAACACGAGUUGGAAAGAAGACUUACGAUCAACUUCAAGAUGAUUCAAAGCCAACUGAUGCUGGUGUUGUUCCCUUUGUGUUGAUGGUGAGAAAUACAAAAAGUGGAAAGCAACAAUUCAAGAAUUUUGUUGCGCCGUCUGACAGUGAACUUGCCGUUAAUCUUAAAAUGCAGGAAUUAAAAAUUAAGGAAGAGAAUGAAAGAGUCAAAAGAUUGACUUUAAACAUCACUGAACGAUUGGAAGAAGAAGAUUAUCAAGAGUCACUUCAAAAAUCACCAGCAUUUAACAAAAGACCAAAGUUUAAGCCUUACAAGCAUCAGUUUGGUGUUCCCGAUACUGACAAUAUUUUCCAUUGAAUUUAAAGCUAUAAACAAUUUAUUUCUUAAUUAAGUUUUACGCUGUGGCCAACGCAAUUUUCUCUUCACAGCAAUUUAGAAAAUUUAUGAUCAGAACUUAUUUGUUUGUUUAUUGAUUGAUGAAGAAAAUUAAUUGCAUAAUUUUUAUUGUUCAAAACUCGGUCAACGUCAUUUCACAACAGAAUAAAGAGUUUUGAUAAAACAUAA
Messenger RNA from Clunio marinus, 4037 nucleotides. NCBI's taxonomy places the organism in Eukaryota, Metazoa, Arthropoda, Insecta, Diptera, Chironomidae. The record is from the annotation of a GenBank genome assembly.